AAAAUGUUAUCGUCCGUGAAACAAAAACUAAAAUUCUUCUACAAACCUUACGCCCUAGCUGUAGUGUCCCUUGGAUAUGUACUCGGAGAAUUAGGACAUUAUUUAAUCGGUGUUACGAGUAAAGCAACUGCAAUCGAUUUGCAUUAUGGUGACAUAACUUGUCAACUCAAUUCCACCACAUUGGCUCUUAUUGAUCUGCCAGUUCAAUGUGAAACAGCAAAUAAUUCAGAAACUUGCGAGUCGCUCGAACUUAAUGGGACACGCUACUGCGAGUGGAACUACAAUGGACUCGGCUUGGAUUAUCAAAUAUUGGCUGGGCCCAGCUUUAUCGCUGUCUUUACAAUUGUUGGCGUCAUUCUUGGAAUUGCCGCCGAUCGAUAUAAUAGAGUUAGACUCCUCACUAUCUGCACAUUUACAUUCAGCGUUGCAAUUAUUCUAAUGGGAUCCGUUAAAGAAUAUUGGCAACUGGUUAUCCUUCGAAUGCUGGCUGCUGCAGGAGAAGCUGGCUGUAAUCCAUUAUCUACGGGUCUUCUUUCCGAUUGGUUCGCCGAGGAAAAACGAGGUCUAGUUAUGUCAAUCUUCAAUUGGGGAAUAUACGGUGGUUACGGAAUUGCUUUUCCUGUUGGAAGAUACAUCCCCGAAUUAAAUGCUUGGGGAUUGGGUUGGAGAGUGUGUUACUAUGGUGCUGGCAUAGUGGGACUAUUUUUGGCAUUUUUAACCGGAUUGACACUUACGGAACCCGAGAGGACGACCAUUGGGGAGGAAAAUAAGAACGAAGGGAAAAGGGAUCCUCUGUGGAAAGUGAUUCUUCAACCUCGUAUUAUUCUUUUGUGCCUUGCAGCCAGUAUCCGGCAUUGUGGUGGCAUGUGCUUCGCCUACAAUUGUGAUUUGUUUUAUCGGGAGUAUUUUCCUGAUUACGAUCUUGGCUGGUGGCUCUUCGCCGUGACGAUCGUUAUCGGAAGUAUUGGGGUUGUCGUUGGUGGUGUUGUCAGUGACAAAUUUGUGGCAAAGAUGGGCAUCCGCUCGAGAGUCGCAGUUCUUGUCGUCAGUCAACUCAUUGCCACGCCCUUCGCCUUUGGCUCCGUGUACUUUACUCCGCUCUGGGCGAUGAUCACCCUCGGAAUUUCUUACUUUUUCGCUGAAAUGUGGUUCGGCAUUGUUUUUGCCAUUCUCGUGGAAAUUGUGCCGUUAAGCAUGAGAUCGACAACAGUUGGCAUUUUUCUUUUCGUGAUGAAUAAUAUCGGCGGCAACUUGCCUAUACUCGUUGAACCAACGAGUAAGACUAUUGGAUAUAGGGAAUCUUUAUAUAUCUUUUACGCUGGAUUCUAUGGAAUAAGCUCACUCAUGUUCCUCAUGACAAUGUUCCUGAUGGAUGGUCCGAAGAAGGACGGGAACAGCUCUGCCGAUACGGAGGGUCACGACAAUCGAAACUACAUUGACGACGAGGGUAAGGCAUCGACGUUGGAACUACCACGAUUGCCCGCAAGGACGUCCUUCAGCUACGAUAAUUCCAACCUUUGAGAAUCUCUGACU
Molecule: messenger RNA, 1533 nt
Organism: Ceratosolen solmsi marchali
Lineage: Eukaryota; Metazoa; Arthropoda; Insecta; Hymenoptera; Agaonidae
Exons: 9
Coding region: 4-1521 (505 amino acids)
Biological process (GO): transmembrane transport
Cellular component (GO): membrane
Molecular function (GO): transmembrane transporter activity
Source: RefSeq, a predicted model, not a curated record